Molecule: messenger RNA, 870 nt
Organism: Microsporum canis CBS 113480
Lineage: Eukaryota; Fungi; Ascomycota; Eurotiomycetes; Onygenales; Arthrodermataceae
Exons: 3
Coding region: 1-870 (289 amino acids)
Molecular function (GO): protein binding
Source: RefSeq, a predicted model, not a curated record
AUGGCGGAUCCGCUACCACAGGUGCAAAUUGAGCUCCCUGGAGACAUUGAGAUGGAAGAAUCUACAGCUCCUCCAGCUGAAGGAAACGUCGCGGAACCCUCAGGCGAAGCAGCCAAGGAAGAAGAGAAAGCAGCAGAAGUUCCAGAGACUCAACAGCCAGCUGCACCGGAAGUUAUCAGCCAACAAUACCUCUUCCUUAAUUAUCUUACUUCGCCCAUAGUACAGCUGGUGUUGGGCAAAGGCGAAGAGCAGACAACACUUACAGCGCAUCAAGCCGUUCUUGAACCCAGCCCAUUCUUCGCAGAGAAACUGGCACAAUGUGAACAAACAGGCGAGCGGCGCAUCAUCCUCGAGGACGAAUACACAGAGACAGUCGCAUGUUUCCUCCAGUUCCAAUAUACAGGAGAAUACUUCCCACGGCUACUACCUUCCGGAAAAGACCUCGAGCAAGACCCUGCCAUCCCCAAGGUCGACUCCAACGGUGACCAGCUCCUCAAACACGCACGCAUCUACAGUCUGGCUGAAAAACUCGGAAAUGAAAAGCUGAAAGCCCUCGCACAAAACAAGAUAGGCAGCAUCGAGAGUAGCGCUACCGGAGAGAUCGCAUACGCUAGAUAUGUGUAUAGCCAUACCACACCAGACGAUACUGCUAUCAGAGCGCCGGUUGCGCGCUUCUGGGCUAAGAUGAGUGAUGUCUUACGUCAUGAUGCCGAAGAGGAAUUCCGUGCCUUGUGUCUUGAUCAUCCCCAGUUCAGUUUCGAUCUACUUAAUCGUGUCCUUGACAUUAAGGAGAAACGGACCAGGGAGCGCGAGAAUACUAGCAGUCCCGCUUUCAAGGGGCCUGCGAGGAAGAGGUCCAGGGCAUUCUAG